This is a messenger RNA of Brassica oleracea var. oleracea, 3681 nucleotides long. Its product is annotated as E3 ubiquitin-protein ligase HERC2. NCBI's taxonomy places the organism in Eukaryota, Viridiplantae, Streptophyta, Magnoliopsida, Brassicales, Brassicaceae. The record is from RefSeq and is a predicted model, not a curated record. Bases 300 to 3461 code for a protein of 1053 amino acids. Gene Ontology annotation, molecular function: metal ion binding. The transcript is spliced from 9 exons.
CGUGCUUUUAGAUUUCCUCGGCAAAGACUAGCUUCGUUGCCGGUUUGAGGAAGAAGUUGAUUCUCUCAUUCGCGCGCGCGCUCUCUCUCUCUCUCUCUCUCUCUCUAGCCGGUCUCUCACGGCGCUUCUUCCCUGCUCCGGCGAAGAUAUAAACUUGAAUUGGGAAAGUUAAAGAGCGGAAUUUGAUGGUUAGAAAGGCGGAGACUUCACCUAGUGUUGUUUGCUUAGGAUGAACGGUGCUCCUCCCUUUUGCGAUCGGAGAGGGUUUCUGAAUCUAGGUUUAACCUCUCUCUCAUGGAAUGGCUGAUCUCGUGAGCUACGGUAGCAUCGAGCGAGACAUCGAACAGGCUCUAAUUGCUCUGAAGAAAGGAGCUCAACUCUUGAAGUAUGGUCGGAAAGGAAAGCCUAAGUUCUGUCCCUUUAGACUCUCCAAUGAUGAGACGUCUUUGAUAUGGAUCUCAAAUGGUGGAGAAAAACGUUUGAAGUUAUCUACUGUAUCUAAGAUUGUUCCAGGCCAAAGAACUGCUGUUUUCCAACGUUACCUUCGCCCUGACAAGGACUACUUAUCUUUCUCUCUCAUAUACUCCAACAGGAAGCGGACUCUUGACGUGAUUUGCAAGGACAAAGUUGAGGCAGAGGUGUGGAUAGCUGGCCUCAAAGCUCUAAUAUCUGGUCAGGGCGGCCGCGCGAAAAUCGACGGCUGGAGUGACGGCCUCUCCAUCGCUGAUAGCAGAGACUUGACAUUAGGCAGUCCUACAAACAGCUCGGUGUGUGCCUCUCGAGAUUUCAACAGCGUUGACGUUCCUUACGCUUCAACCGCCUUCUCAAAGUCUAUCAGAACAGAGAACUCCGUCAGUUCCGAAAGGUCACAUGUGCCCUCAGGCAGCCCGAACAUGUCAGUACGAGGACCUUCAACAGACGUGUUCCGCGUUAGUGUCUCCAGUGCUCAAAGCACCACUUCAAGCCACGGCUCUGGUCCAGACGAUCGUGACGCUCUAGGUGAUGUCUAUCUAUGGGGUGAAGUUCCAUCUGAUAAGAACGCUAGUUCAAAGUCUAACGUCCUGAUCCCGAAGCCGUUGGAGUCCAACGUGGUUUUAGAUGUACACCAAGUAGCGUGCGGUGUUAAGCACGCUGCGUUAGUGUCUAGGCAAGGCGAAGUGUUCACAUGGGGCGAAGAAUCCGGAGGACGUCUUGGCCAUGGGAUGGGGAAAGACGUUACUGGUGGGCCCCCACAGCUCGUUGAGUCUCUAGCUGUUUCUAGCGUUGACUUUGUCGCAUGUGGUGAGUUCCACACGUGCGCCGUUACAAUGAACGGAGAGAUAUACACAUGGGGUGACGGAACGCACAACGCAGGGCUUUUGGGACAUGGCACCGAUGUGAGUCACUGGAUACCUAAGAGAAUCUCAGGUCCUCUCGAAGGUCUUCGGAUCGCUUCGGUGUCAUGCGGACCGUGGCACACUGCGUUGAUAACAUCGACCGGACAGCUUUUUACUUUUGGAGAUGGGACGUUUGGUGUUUUAGGACACGGUGACAGGGAAGCUGUGUUUUACCCGAGGGAAGUCAAGUCUUUAUCCGGUUUGAAGACUAUUGCCGUUGCUUGCGGUGUAUGGCACGCUGCUGCGGUGGUGGAAGUCAGUUCGAGUGUUUCAUCAGGGAAGCUCUUCACAUGGGGUGAUGGCGACAAGGGCCGUCUCGGUCACGGAGACAACGAGACUCGUCUUAAACCCACUUGUGUAUCAUCUCUAAUCGACAAUGAUUUCCACAAAGUUGCGUGUGGACAUAGCUUAACAGUCGGGUUAACAACAUCUGGUAAAGUUUUCACUAUGGGUAGUACUGUCUACGGUCAGCUAGGGAACCCCACUGCUGAUGGGAAGCUUCCUUGCUUAGCAAGUAACGACUCUGUUGAAGAAGUAGCGUGCGGAGCUUAUCAUGUAGCGGUUUUAACAUCUCGGAACGAAGUUUUUACUUGGGGGAAAGGUGCUAAUGGGAGACUAGGUCACGGAGAUGUGGAGGAUCGUAACGCGCCGACUCUAGUUGAGGCUUUGAAAGAGAGACAUGUGAAAUACAUUGCGUGCGGCGCAAACUUCACGGGGGCGAUAUGUCUUCACAAGUGGGCUUCUGGCGCUGAGCAGACUCAGUGCUCAGCUUGUAAGCAGGCGUUCGGAUUCACGAAGAAGAGUCACAACUGUUACAACUGUGGUCUCGUCCACUGCCACUCGUGCAGCUCCAAGAAGUCGCUGAAGGCUUCCCUGGCUCCUAAUCCAGGGAAGCCUUACCGCGUCUGCGAUUCGUGUUACUCCAAACUCAGCAAAGCCUCGGAAGCUAGCAGCGUUAUGCCGCGGCUUUCUGGGGAGAACAAAGACAGGUUGGAUAAAGCCGAGCUGAGGCUGGCGAAAUCUGGAAUACCGUCGAAGAUUGAUUUGAUCAAGCAGCUGGAUAGCAGGGCGGCUAGACAAGGGAGGAAGGGGGAGACGUUCUCUCUUGUCAGAACUUCUCAGACGCCUUUGUUACAGCUUAGGGAUGCUUUGAGUAAUGUGGCUGACUUACGGCGUGUGCCGCCAAAACCUGCAGUAGCAGUAACUCCAUCUGGAGGGAACUCUAGAUCUGUGUCGCCUUUCUCGAGGAGAUCUAGUCCUACUCGUUCGGUUACUCCCAUUCCUUCAAUGGCUGGUAUUGGCUUUUCAACUAGUGUAACUGAGAGUUUGAAGAAAACUAAUGAGCUUUUGAAUCAGGAAGUGGUCAGAUUGCGUGCUCAGGCCGAAAGCUUGAGGCAGAGAUGUGAGGUCCAAGAACUUGAAGUCCAAAAGUCUCUGAAGAAAGCACAAGAAGCAAUGAAACAGGCAUCAGAGGAAUCCGCCAAAUCAGAAGCUGCAAAAGAAGUUAUAAAAUCUCUUACAACACAGCUGAAGGAUAUAGUGAAGCUACUACCACCUGGCGCUCACGAAGCCGAGACCGCAAGAACAACUAAUUUGCUGAAAGGUUUUGAGCAAAACGGGAUUCAUUUUGCUAAUGCAAAGGGACAGCGUUCAUCACGAUCUGAUUCAGUGAGCGACACCCCUCUUACAUCGCCUUUGACCCCUCCCUCACGUUCGAUGAAUGGACUCUGGAGAAGCUCCCAGUCGCCAAGAAACACAGACGAGCUUCAAAGCGACGGUGUUAGAAUCAGUAAUGGUUUCUCAGAAGAUGGUGACACUCGCAGAAACUCGAGAAGCUCGGUAGCAACAUCAAAUGCCUCUCAAGUGGAGGCUGAGUGGAUCGAACAGUAUGAGCCUGGUGUUUAUAUCACACUACUGGCCUUAGGAGAUGGAACCAGAGAUCUCAAACGUGUGCGCUUUAGCCGGAGAAGAUUCAAGGAACAACAAGCAGAGGCAUGGUGGACAGAGAACCGAGAAAGAGUAUACGAAAAGUAUAACAUUCGUGGUACGGAUAGACCAAGUGUGCAAUCACAGUUCCAGACAUGAUCCAACUAAACAACGAAAGCAACAGGCAUAGGAAGCGGUCUUUUUGCACUGUAUAUUAUAGAGAAUAUCUAUUGUGUUGUUUACAAAGAGUGUGUCGUGAGUUUGAUAAUUUAUUACUAAUCAACUCCAGUCUGAUGUAUGUGCUAACUUCAUGAUGUUUAGGUUUUUCUUGACUACACUGCACUCAGUUUCUCUUUUCUAGUUAUCAUCGUUUUGGCUA